Zeugodacus cucurbitae (melon fly) is the source of this 9576-nucleotide messenger RNA. RefSeq names its product proton channel OtopLc (gene OtopLc). The record is from RefSeq and is a predicted model, not a curated record. Gene Ontology annotation, cellular component: membrane. Gene Ontology annotation, molecular function: proton channel activity. Bases 1365 to 6143 code for a protein of 1592 amino acids. Gene Ontology annotation, biological process: proton transmembrane transport. Lineage: Eukaryota; Metazoa; Arthropoda; Insecta; Diptera; Tephritidae. The transcript has 8 exons.
GCCGAUUGUGUUCGUCAACUACUGUUCGGCAAAAAUCUCCAAGGAAAAUAAAAUAAAAUACAACAAAUACCAAGCGUCAGCAGCAGCUGAGGUAGCGGCAUCGGCAGUGUGCUGAGGCAAAAAUAAUAACAAACAAACAAAACAGAAAUUCCAAUGGUGUCACCAGCGGCUCGAUGCCAUUAACCGCCCUAGUGUGCUAUACAUAAUAUAACGGUGCGUUACAUAUACUUGUAUACAGUUGAGUACAUGUGUACUUGUAUUUCCCAGAGCUUCCAAGUAUGUAUGUAUAUACAUGGAUGUUUGUUUUGUUGUUGUUGUUGGUAUUGGUUCGUGUGUAUGGAGUGCGUACACCUUAGCGUUCGCUUCCGUUUCCUUCCAGUUUGUGUGCUUGUUUGUUAUUGUUGUUGUUGUACGCGCGCCUGGAAGCGGCGCGGGAAAUCCAAUAUACUCACACGCACACUCACACGAACACUACUGCUUCCGGUACUUCCAAUCGGCUGCUGGCUGGUUGAUGGAUACUACAUUUUGUUGUUGUUGCUGUUGUUGUUUGUGUGGACGCGCGCAAAAUCUGCUUGACUUGACUUGACUCGGCUAGACUUGGGUGUGCGUGUGUGCGUUUGUUUAUAUUUAUAUGCGCCCGAUUCGCCUCGUGUGCCGACGACGACGACGACGAUGUUGCUAGCAACGACGACACCGAGCUCAUAUGGCUCAGUGCUGAGCGACUGGAGCGCCGCAGCUAUUGUCAUUCCAUAGUCGAGUGUUGUCGCAGCAGGAUCACAGUUUCCUUGCACGCGUCACAUAUUUUUUGUGCUCGCUUUUUUGUGAUUUGUGAUUUUUGUGUAUGUGUGUGUGUGUGCUACAGCAUAAAGCCAAAGGAUACAUGAACGCAAUUGAAAGCAAAUCAUUUUUGGCAUAAAAAUUAAGCCUCCAAGCAGACAAAAAAACAACAGAAUUUUUCAGCGUUACUUGAGCGGUUUGGUUGCUGACUCCCAGCUGUUUGGGUAUGCCGUAAUGUACCGUUAUUUGUGGCGUUAAUUGCAGGCGAUAAAAAGUGAAAAUCGGUUAUACUAUAUACUACAUAUACAUAUAUAACUCGUACACUAAGUGCUUGAUUGAAUUGUGCAUUGAAAAGGCCAUAUCCGCUUCCGGUUCCUGAACUUGGCGAUGAUGCCACAAGCCGCAGUGAAGAUGCCUAAGUGCAGUGUUUAAGAUACCUAAAAGAGUUAACUGUACUUAUGUGACUUACAGUCGAAACAAAAUUAACUCAACCUUUUAAAGAGAUUAAAUACAGAAUACUGAAACAGUUCUCGAACAGUGUAACAGUGAGUUAAUUGUGACCGUUAUAGUGCUGCAAAUCCGCAAUCAUGGAUAGUUCACCAGAUCUAUCCUUGAAAUUACGUCGCGGUUCGAGCGAUUCACGCGACAACUUCUACAUGGAUUUCGCGCAAGGCAUUGACUCCGACAUCGAAGAGGUGGAUAAUAGCGCUUUGGCGCUGGAACCCCAACAACCACCACCGCCCCCAUUGCCCAUCGUAGCACCCGAAGAUGUGUUGGGCGCCGGUUUUAUACCACCACCACCAUUGGUUAUGCAAGGUCAACCAUUGCCAACACUCACCGAACAUGAUGACUUGCCGCCAACACCACCACCACAGGAGCAACCCAUCGGCAGCGUCGUCGACUCACCGCCAGCAUCGCCAACAUCAUCCGUACUCGAAAUGAUUCCACCACCACCAUUGUCACCACCUAUGAUAACACCACCACCGCCGGUGCGCGUAAUGGCACCACCUUCGCCACCAAUCGAAACCGAAGACGAAGGUGAUGAUGGCGAUGUCGAUGAGGAAGAAGAAGAAGAGGAUGAUGAUAAGUCAACCCCGCCACCGCCGUUACCACCACUACCAUCGAAUUUUUCAUAUGUACAUGGUAACGGGGCGCAUGGUUCUGGUAUACCGGGAGUAGGUGCCGCAACACCACCAAAGUCGCCAUCAACUUCACCAUCGCCACCAGAUACACCACCGCCGUUACCAAUGAAAUUGGCUUCGCCACCACCACCACCACCACCUAUGCACGCACAAAUGCCAUUGCCACCGUUGACACCGCCCUCUGAGAGUGAUCAAUCGCAACCGAAUUCGCCACCACCAUUACCACAGCAUGCACCGUUACCGCAAUCGCCACCACAUUCCACGGGUUCGCCAGCCAGUUCAGUUGGUUCGCAACCGCGUUCGACUGGUUCACAACAACGUGUAGUGUUGGCUUCACCACCGCUCUCUACGGGCUCCCGACCACGUUCCAUAGGUUCGCCGCAAGGGUCGAUUAGUUCGCCACCACAUUCGGUGAGCUCUCAACCGCGUUCAAUUGGUACGCCUCCACGUAGCAGGGAAAUUAUAACAGAAGAUGGUCCCGCUACACCGCCACCAGAUUUCGGUGAGCCAAGUGAUGUUAUUGCUGCUGCGCUGGCUGCGGCUAUCGAAGUGAAAUCGGCUGAACUUAUACAAGGUAUUACACAAGGCACCGCCUACCAUAUGAUUGAUGAGAAUAAAUCAAAUCUGUCAAAUGAAGAUGAGUCUACGACGAUAACUACACCACCAAGCAAUGGUUAUUCCGGUUCCUCGAUGAUUGUGCCACCUGCUGAUCAAUUGGGUGAAUUGGAACAGGAUACUGAUAUGAUGUUGGCAGAUAUACCACCACCAUUAGGCAUGGAAGAUGAAGAGCCAGACGAUAUUCUGCCAGUAGCAAUGGAAAUUGAAGAAGCGCCAACUAAACUGCCAGAAGAACCCAUGGAAGUUGACGAAAUCGUAGAAGAAGAGGAAGUAUUAAGCGAACGGACACCAAUCUCUGAUCGUCAACCGAGUGAAGAUCACACCACCGCGGACACGCCAGCUGACGAGGUGGUCGAGACACGUGGCACACCGACCUCACAGGCCACACCACGCAGCACACCGCUGCCAACACCACCACCAUCCGGUUCGCCCAAGAAAAAACGCAGCAGUGUUAGCAUCAGUGGCGGCAGCGGCUCUGGUAGUCGUGGACCAAGCCGAAGCGCCAGUCGCAGUGGCAGUCACAGCGGUAGUCAUGGCGGCAGCCGAAAUGCCAGUCGCAGUGGCAGUGUACGUGGCAGCAUUGCCUCACGUGCUGGCAGCAUCGCCGCCGCCUCAGUCGCCUCAGCAGCGGCAUCGAUUGCAUCCGGUUCGCCACCGGUCGUCGAAGCAACAGCUCAAGCGGCCGCAGCUGUUGUGGCUUCGCCACAAACUUCCAUCAAAUCGAUACGCAGUCAACCGUCGUCUAUUAAGUCGGCGCAUUCUAAGCACAGCGCUUCACCGCCAAUGAUGAAGAGCCCACCAGAGGGCGAUCGACCACCGGUAAUGCCAUCACCACCAUUGAUGCGCUCACCGCCACACGUCAAGAGUCCACCAUUAAUGCAUAGUCCACCGAAGGUGACCAGUCCACCGCGUGUCUACAGUCCACCAUUGGUGGGUAGUCCACCAACGCGUAAAACGGAUUCUGUGGAUUUGGAAAAGGACGAGGAAGAAAAGCCCGUGAAGGGACCAUCAGUGGGCACCUACAGCGACUCGGCGGCCGCGUCUAGUGAAACCUUAGACGCCGCUUCGGUCGUCUCACCCACAAUGGCUGCCGCACCACCAGCUGCCGCCGCCGCAGCGAGCACAUCGCUCAGCUAUCAGGAUGAACAACAGCCGCAACAGCAUGUGAUGCGCGCCCAUCUCAGCAGUCACCAUCACUAUCACCUGCCACACCAGUUCCAACAUCCACAUCAUCAGAAUCAUCAUACACACGGUGGUGUGCCAGUGGCCACGCCCACUGUGCCCGCCAGCUACGCGGGGACACAGCACCUGCUGCAUCAUCACCACAAAACGAGUCCUUACAGCAGCAGCGCCAUGGAUGAGGAUAGCAGCGGUAGCGUGGGUGGUGCUAGUGGUCCGACGCCACCUGCCAAACCGCCACACAUCCAAGAACGUCGUUCGCCGCCGAGCAGUGCCGCAACCGCAGCCACUCUGGGCACAUCCAGUGUUUUGCUGGUCGCAGAUGCCGCUUCAACCGCAUCGGUGUCGCCGGGUCGUCUGGCUAGUCGUCUGCGCGAUUCGGGCUCACAUCAUCGUGUCACCAUUGAUGAGUCGAAUAUCGCCACAUCGUCGGCGUUAAGCCAUCAGCUGGAUGUUAGAGGUGGUGAUGGUGGCGAUGAUGGUGAUGCUGGCAGUGGCGGUGGCGGUGCAGGCGGUUCAGGACCACCAUCGCCUGGUUCAUCGAAUCGACGUCUCUCCUCAGCGCUGGGUGAUGAUCAUCAGACCGGCCACUUGGCUUUAAUGUAUCAUUCGCAUCAGUUGACCAGCUAUCCGGUGUUGCCGGCCAUCAAGCGAACGCAUCGCCCAUCAUUCAUAUAUCCACCGAUGCCGCGUGUCAGAGCUGGUGAUGCUUUGGCCACACUCUUCUCCGCAUUAUAUGGCAAAUUGUUGGUGGUAAUGGGCAUUGCAUUUCCAAUGGCUGAAGUUAUAUCUACAUAUAUACCGCCUUCCUUCUAUGAGGUGUAUUAUCUUUACUUGUACAUUGGUAGUAUGAUAUUUCUGCUCUUCAUGUAUGCCACACUAUUAUGGGGACGACCGAAAAUACCAGCGAAUAUUACUUCGCCCACCAAAUCGACAUCAAAAGCGCGCUCCUCCACCGCCUCGGAGAGCAUGGACGAAUCGGACACUGACAGCAAUUCGAUGCACAACAAACGCAUACCGACGGUCAUACCCGCCCGUAGGCCCUCGCUGCUGGCACCACUCGGCCGACAGCAUCACUACGGAUCCUUCUAUCUGCGUAUGGGCGCUGUGGCUUUUGGCAUUGGCAGCAUGAUUUAUUCGGGGCUGGAGUUCGGGCAGUAUUUCGAAUUGAAUCCGGACACCAAGUGUCAUAAUGUGCUGUUAGCAUUGACACCGGCGACGCGAAUGGCAUUCAUUUUCAUACAAAUGUACUUUAUAUUCCUGAAUAAUGAGCAAAUCAAGGUCUACCGCUACAAAAUUAUCGCACGCUUCGGGCUCAUGCAUAUGAUCGGCACUAAUUUGGCGGUGUGGCUGAAUGUUUUGAUACAGGAGACGAAACACGAGAUAUUGACAUUCUACAAUCCGGAGAAUCGUACACUACGCAUUUCGCAUCGUAUACCGGGACAUUCGCGUGGGCAUGCUGCCAUACCGGCGGUAAUACCCACCGAUCCAACAGCACACUUGCGUAUACCACGUGGGCUGAAGGGACCCUAUCAGAUUUUCGAGUGUCGCCGCACCAACAUACUUGGCACACUCGUACAGGAUGCAUCGCCGUUCCUCUUCCCCUGCACCAUUGAGUAUUCGUUGAUCUGCGCAGCCAUUUUGUAUGUGAUGUGGCGUAGCAUCUCGCGCCCACCAACACCAGCGCCACAACGUCCGGACACGAUCAGUUCGCCGAUGAAGCGUUCACCGCAUCACUAUUCGGUGGAUUGUGCGCGUGCGCACAAGGGUCUCUUCGUUGGCAUACUCAUACUCGUGUUGACCAUCAUUUCGCUCAUUCUCUUCUUCGUGUUGAUCUCGCGACCAGAUUUUGUCGCCCUGGCCGUCACCGAGGUGACCAUCUGUGAGCUGCUCAUCUACGGCACUGCGACCAUAGCGACACUCAUCGGCAUGAUACAAAUACGACAUCUACAGUACGAUUGGUAUCGCAGCUUCUCGUUGGAUGAUAUUCUAUUGGUUGGCGCGCAGACUGGGUCCUUCUUGUAUAACAUAUUCACAGUGAUUGCCGGACACUUUACGCUGCGCAGUGAUGACAUGCUGGUACCGCUGAAUGCGCUCGCCUCCAUUGUGCAAACUGCCUGUCAGACGCUAUUCAUAUUGGACGCGAGCCGACGACAGGCCAUCACACCGGAGCAUAUACGUAAGAAGCCCGGUCGGGAGAUUGUCACGUUUAUGUUGGUCGUGAAUUUAGCAAUGUGGGCGAUUAGCACGCUGGAGAAGUCACGCGCCGAAUCACAUCCGAUACAGUUGAACUUCUAUGGCCUCUGGGCGUGGACGAUAAUAACGCAUGUAUCCAUGCCGUUGGCAAUAUUCUAUCGUUUUCACUCGACCGUAUGCCUGUGUGAAAUCUGGAAGCGUGCCUAUAAACUGAAACCGACCUAUAUGUGAGAGUUUGCGCGCGAGCGCAUUGCAAGCAUUGCGCAACAGCAACAAUUCUGUGAAGAUCUCAAAACCAAUUUGUCGUACUGUUAUUGCUCGACAACGCUGGCCGGUGGCGAACUCGAGACCGUCGAAGAGGCGGAGAGUGGCGAGAGCAACGGCUACGAAGAAGAUGACGAGGGUGAGGAUGGCGGCAAUGUUGAUGGUGACGUUGGUGGCGCUGGUACCGAUACGACUACAGCGGUGCUGGAGGGUGGUGGUGGCACCGGCACAGUUGCCACAGAAGAAGAGGAAUUGGACACAACCGAUGGUGAUGAGUUAGAGGCGACACAACGACCGAAACAAGUGAAAAUCAAUGGUACCGAAAAGAAGCAGAAACAGCAGGCCAGGCAACGACAUGUCAAACUAGUAGACUGUAAGGAUAACGGUAGUGAUAAUGGUAAUGGUAAGGGCAACGGUGGUGGUUGUGGUGGCGUUGGUGGUGGUAAACCUUCUGCAUUUUGUCCGGUUUUCGUGAUAAAUGGUGAAUGAGUUUACGAGGAUUUUGAGUUCAUCGAUGCGGGCAGUGAUCGUGAGCUCACAUUUGUUUAAGGUGGACACUUUGUAUAGGACUUGAAGUGAGGUGAGGUACUGUAGGAAGGUAGAGAUUUGUGGUCUCGAGCAUAAAGAACUCGAUAAUAGUUAACCUUGUACGAUACUUGCGUAAUGCUGACCUUAUGGAAAGUCAUAUCCUGCAUAUUAAGUACAUAAGUCUUGAACCAAUUUCAGACUAAAAUUGAGAGUAAAGUUUAGCUGAACAUCUAAUUGGGAAAACAAUGCAUUUACUCGCCAAAGAAAUCAUGAAUAUAGAGGCUAGAAAUAAUAUACAUAUUUGCUGGAACACACACAGUUACUUACUAAUAACGAAAAAAAUAGGAGUUUAGUAAAUGAGAUCAGUCAGUAGCUAUAGAGCUGAAGAGUGGAACUUGUACUAUUUUAUUUCAAAUUUCAUUCGAUAAAAAAUCUUAAUUCGUUUAUAAAUUCCUUAAUUUUAAAAUCUAAAUAUCACACUUUUAGUAAGGUUUCUUCGAGGAGGCUUCAAUUGGAAGGUUAUUUUUUCAAGAAAAGAGAGUUGAUGUCGUUAUUUGUGUAUACUCUUGAGGACCUAGGACACAUAUGCGUCAUAAAGGGUAUAUAAAUUAAUAUUAUUGAUACUGAUGCUUGAUCGAACAAUGAGAGAUUCUUACGUGCUAAUGUCUUUUGCAACCCUUACAGAUUUUAUGAGAAGCUUUUUCUUGCAGAAGAAAUACAUUCCGAAGUUUUUCGGUAUUUAAAGGAAUUUCGAUUUAAGUUUGUCAAAAAGCGGGGUUGAACAUUCGGCUUUGAAGUGCAGUACGGAUAUUUAACCAUUACGGCACAACGGCCUGGAUUGAGGCUAACCGAUUUCAUAUUUGAAAGAACACCACGUAACUUUACUUUGUGAAGGUCUUGAACUUCACAGUAAAUUUUGUGUUUUCUUAGCAGUUUUUUGCCAUAAAAGGUAACAAUAGAGCAUAUCGGGAAGUAGCGAAUUAUUGGUAGAGAAAUGUUAUUGAAUCCAAAACAAAAAAGAUAAAUCAGAGAAACUAUAAGCAAAUCCAAGUAAUUUGUAGUUCGUUAAUCAACAGCAAUAUUAGAAGUGUUCUCUAGGAAAUUUGAGAUCGAGAAAUGAGUUUAAAUAACUAGUAUUGAAAAUAGAAAGUGUUGAAGACAUUAAAGAAAAGAAAUCAGAAAAGCUCAAGUGAAUUCAAUAUUAGCAAUACACUGCGUAAUCAAAAUGAACAGCAUAAAUGUACGAAAUAGUUCAGUUCGAAACUAAAAACUACUAGGGAAUAUAUACAUACAUACAUAUUAGACAAAAAUAGAAAAAAAAGUAUUUGAAAUAAAACGAGUUGUAAAUUUAAUGAAUUUUUAGUAAACAAGUAUAAAGUGAAAACAAAAAAACAAAUAAUAAUGAUAAUGAAAAAUCUAUGCACCGAUAUACGGACCCACCAUAAACCACCAUUUCGAACAAAAUUUUCAUUGGCAUACAAAGCAAAUAAAUAAAAAAAACGAAUUAAAUUAAUUGAAAACGAAUUUCAAAAAUCGGAGAGAAAAUUGUGAAACGAAAUGAAGAACAAAUAAAGAACCCACACAUGCAACUACACUCAACUAAAUAACAUGAUAACCUUACAAACAUACAACCAUAACUGCAUACAGAACAAGUAUUUUUCGAUGAAAAGAUUAAUUGAUUUUACGAUUUUACAAAACCAACAAACAAAAAAAUGAAAAAAUAAAGUGAUGUCAUAUUUUCUUUCAAUUUUACCUAUAACAAAGAUCGAAGCAACAAUAUACAUACAUACAUAUUAUAUAUAUAGAAAUUCAUAGAAAAAAUAAUAAUACUAAAAUAAUACUAAUCCUCGAAGUGAUAGUUUGUUUAAAGAAGAAAAACCGAAAAACCGAAAAACGCAUGUAAAACCGUUAUAUCAUGUUCAAACAAAUAAUAGUCAUAAAAAUCGAUAUGUAAUAAUGUAAUCUUCAAUACACGUAAUGGUAUAAGUCAAAAUCAAUGAGCAACAAAAUAUUGUAAACACAUACAUAAUAUAACUACACAUAUAGAUUUGGAAUGAAAGCAAAAACAUAACCUUAAAGCAAAUCUAGUGAAUACCAUGAGAAAUAAUGCGUAUGUAGUUGUAUUCAUCGAUACUAUUUGUAUAGACUGAUUGUGUGUUCACUGCAAAUAAGUUUAAUUAAAAAAGUAGAGAAACUUAAAUUUCAAAAGAGUCAUAGAAAACAAAAACUGAAGAAAGUUGCUCCUAAUAGAUAUCUCGCGAAAAUAGGUCCUUAAGAAACUAAAAAAAAACACGGCAUUAUGUUACAUGUAUUAUGAAAGCAUUUGAUUUUUUUUUAAAUAAUACUUUCAUAUUUUUAACAAUUAUUAUGAGUACCGAGAAAAAUAUUAUUUUAUGUUGUUUCCAAAUUUGGACCAAAUCAAAAAUCGUCGGUGUAAUAAUCGGUGCUCUCUAUAAUCACUAAUAUGCGGUAGUAGCGACAAGCUUAGAAACUCAAGUAUUCUAUUUCAAGAUAUUUUGAUUUCUCAGUCUCCUUAUUUCGUACUUUCUUCUCAAGAAUAGCUUAUUCGAUGAUGAACAUCGAGAGAAACAUAUAAUCUAUGAGAGACUGUUCCAUAAAUCCACCUUUUUCAACUAUGUUUCGACUGUUAGAGCUACGUGGUGACCAACUAAUAUAACCUAUUGAAGACAGAUGACAUUAUUAACGAUUUUUUUUUUUUAAUUAGACUAGAGGAAUUAUUUUAGUAGACCGUGAUUCAUACUUAGAAAUCUUCUGACAUCACAACGGACUGACAGCUGUCCUUUGGGACCUUUACUGUGGGUCUUGAUACUCGUUCGAUUCUAUAUUUUUAUAAUAACAGUCGAGAUAAAAU